Molecule: messenger RNA, 1984 nt
Organism: Hemibagrus wyckioides
Lineage: Eukaryota; Metazoa; Chordata; Actinopteri; Siluriformes; Bagridae
Product: C-C chemokine receptor type 5-like
Exons: 3
Coding region: 279-1337 (352 amino acids)
Biological process (GO): chemotaxis; G protein-coupled receptor signaling pathway; immune response
Cellular component (GO): membrane
Molecular function (GO): chemokine receptor activity
Source: RefSeq, a predicted model, not a curated record
ACCAAAGUUCUACAAAUUUUCCAUGCAACAAGAAAGCUGAGUGCAUAGAAAUAGAAAAGAAAAGAAAUGAAAAACACAAGCUCAGCACUCCUGCAUACAAGAACAUUAGCUCUAGUAUUGCUAGACUUCAUGCAUGUUUCUACAGAGUCUCAUUUUACAUCACAAAAACAGAAGUGUGAAAUACAGAGACCACAAACACAAGCAUAUCGUAUCUCAUUUGGCUUAGAGACCCACAGAGCUGUUUUGGAUUUUCAUAACUAUUUAACGUUUGACGCAGAAUGGAAAUAAUAUUAAACACCACAGAAUCCAGCACAUCAACAGAAGAGUAUGAUUACUCAGAGAUUGCCUCGAGUGGGCCGUGUGAUUAUGGAGUCCAUGCAAGCCAUUUCCUCCCAGUUCUCUACUCACUGUUCUUUGUGGUCGGCUUCCUGGGCAACAUGCUGGUGCUGUGGGUGAUCCUGAGAGGCGCUCAGAUGAAAAGCAUGACUGAUGUGUCUCUCCUGAACCUGGCCAUUGCUGACCUUCUACUAGUCUUCACUCUCCCCUUCCUGGCUCACUAUGCCAGAGAUACCUGGGUUUUUGGGAAUGCCAUGUGCGGGCUGGUCCUCAGUGUUUACUAUAUUGGAUUUUACUCCGGAAUUUUCUUUAUCGUGUUGAUGAGCAUCGACCGAUACUUGGCUAUUGUCCAUUCUGUGUUUGCCUUGAGAAUCCGUACAAAGGCUUAUGGGAUUGUAGCUAGUAUGGUCAUCUGGAUUCUAGCCAUAAUAGUUUCAUUUCCUGAGCUAUUGUUCCUUGGAGUCGAAAAUUAUGGGGCUGAAAAAGUUUGCAGUGCUUAUCCGAAAAAUGAAACUCACAAUGCUACGAGAAGUGUAGCCUUGUAUAAAAUGAACAUUUUGGGUCUGCUAAUUCCACUGAUUAUUGUGGGAUAUUGCUACUUGAUGGUGCUCUGGAGGCUUCGGACCCUUCGUACAGCCAAGAAACUGGCCAUCCGUCUUGUUAUCGUGGUCAUGGUGGUCUUCUUCUGCUGCUGGACGCCGUACAACAUCGCAGCAUUCCUCAAAGCACUGGAGCUGAAUCGCAGCCUUUCUCUAGGGUGUGAACGCAGCAAAAAGAUCCAGCUGAUGCUGCAGGUCACUGAAGCAAUUGCAUACUUUCACAGCUGCCUCAAUCCGUUCAUCUACGUGUUUGUGGGGGAAAAGUUCAGGAGGCAACUCUCCAGGCUCCUCCUUCAGACACCCUGCAUCCAUGUCCAGUGUAUGAAGAGCUACAUAACCCGGGCCGCAUCAUCUGUGUAUUCACAGAGCACAAGUGUGGAUGAACGCUUUGGUGGUGUCUGAAUGAACUUUCAUUUUUUUACUGUAUAUAUAUAUAUAUAUGAAAAAGUGCUGUAAAGUAAAAAAAAAUAAAUAAAUUGCUAAUUAAUCAUACACCUGUUGUUCAAGUAUGUAAGUGUAAGAAUUUAUGCUGGUUUGUAGCCAAAGGGUAAUCAUACUAAAUAUUCAUUUGAUUUACAUUUUUCUACUGUCUGCUAACUUUGCAUAUUAUAAAUUGCUAAAAAAAAAAAUUACAGCAUUUCUUCACACCUGCCUAAUUGCACAGUACUGUAUAUCCCUACAUUUGGCUAAAGAUUACUGUAAUAUUUUGCUGUUCAUGAAACUGCUAAGAACAACUUGGAAAUUUGAUUGACAGGGAGGUUUUGGCUCUGAUUUGCCGUCUAUUACAUCUAUCUGUAUGUGUAUGGAUCCUGACCUGAUCUUAUUCAAGUCAGCAUGAUCUGAAACUCAGGUAUAAAUUAUACACAAACUAUUUAAUUAGAUCUGAUAAGGAUUUCAUGAAAGCCGAAACUACAAGCACAAUCUCUUCUUUAAAUAGCUCAUGUCAAUUUCCUUAAAUGUUACUCAAAUUUUUUGUUUUGUUCGAGUGCCUUUUUUAUAUUCAUAAAGUAUUGGCUGUGGAAAAUUAAAAAAACAAACAAACAUGGUGU